UGGCCAUUUCAGCAGCCCUGAAGCCUCCCAAAGAGGCGGCCCCGGGGGGGACACACGACCCCCCGUGCACCCCAAACCAGCGCUGACAUAGUGCCACACCCGUGUCCGUGGCGUGUGCGUGGAGACCCGCCGGCAUUGCCGUGGCGUGGCGGCCGCGUCGCCGAGCGGACAGCAUGGGGGGCCCAAACUGGUGCCUGCUGGUGGGGCUCUGCGCCCUUGUCCCCCCCAUCACCACCCACGGGGGACGAGAAGAGGACGUGACACCCAACACCGAGCCGGAGGAGCUGGGGUACCACCUGGCCCAGGAUGGGGACCCCCUCCGGGACCCUCAGCACUGCGGCAUCACCUUCCGCACCCCCAGCCCUUGCAGCCCCCCUGGGCCGCCCCCCUCCAUCUCCCGCCAUGAGCUGGAUCAUCUCAAGGACCUCUUGCAGGACACCAGGGCCAGCCUGAGGGACCUGGAGACGGCGGCCACGCUGGAGGACAACCAGACCCGUUACCAGGACGUCAUCACCGAGGCGCUUCCCGCCAUCCGGGGGGCCAACCUGGAAUUUCGGGAGAGCCUGGAGAACGUCCGCAAGGAGCUGGAGGCUCACGUGGCUGAGACUGAUCACCCACAGGUGGCGGAGAAGAGGGAGAAGCUGCGGAAGGAUGUCCGGGUGGUGGCCCACAUGCUCCGUCUCACCAGCCAGCUGGCCCACAGCCUCGAGGCCACAGCCCACCAGCUGCACGCCGAGCUGAGCCAGCGCCUGCGGAGCUCGGCCACCCACGUCACCGCUGUCACCGAGCCGUAGGACAGCGGGACGGGCCCCGUGUCACCCCACGCAUGGCCUUGCUUGCUGGUAGGACCCCAACCCGCCUCAUCUCCCCGGCUUUUGGGGUGUCCGGGCUCCUUGUCCUGGUCCUGGGAGUCGAGGCUCUGCAUGGGGGUUUGUGAAAUGGUUGGGCUGGAGGUGGCAGUGCCAGGAGGGGACAGGAGAUGCUGCCUGCGAUCGGAUUCCGUCGCACGUGUGGGGCCAUCACAUGUGAUGCCACUGUAUACGUGGUGCCAUCACAUGUGUAAUGCCAUUGCACACGUGGUGCCAUUGCACGUGAUGCCAUCACACACGUGAUGCCAUCAUGCGUGUGAUGCCAUCACACGUGAUGUUAUAAAAGGUGAUGACAUCGCAUGCAGAUGCCGUUGCACAUAUGACGCCAUCGUGUGAUGCCAUUGCACGCGUGAUGUUGUCACAUGGGUGAUGUCAUUGCACAUGGGACACCAUCACACACACAAUGCUGUCACACGUGAUGUUGUCACACGGGUGAUGCCAUUGCACAUGGGACACCAUCACACACACAAUGCUGUCACACGUGAUGUCGUCACACACGUGAUGCCAUUGCACAUGGGGCACCAUCGCACACACAAUGCUGUCACACAUGUGAUGCCGUCACACGUGUGAUGCUGUCACACGUGAUGUCACACACAUGGUGCCAUUGCACACAAUGCCAUUACUCACAUGAUGCCAUCACACACACAAUGCCAUCACACACGCAAUGUCAUCACACACAGAAUGCUAUCGCUCACACGAUGCCAUCACACACACAAUGCCAUCACACACGCAGUGUCAUCACACACAGAAUGCUAUCGCUCACACGAUGCCAUCACACACACAAUGCCAUCACACACACAAUGCCAUCACACACACAAUGUCAUCACACACACAAUGCUAUCGCUCACACGAUGCCAUCACACACACAAUGCCAUCACACAUGCAAUGUCAUCACACACACAAUGCUAUCGCUCACACAAUGCCAUCACACAAUGCCAUCACACAUGCAAUGCUGUCACACACAUGACGCCAUCGCACAUGUCACACAGCAGAGCCCGCUGCCACCACGUGUCCCCAGCCCCCUCCCUGGGCAAACCCUCUGCGGGGGCUCCGUCCCAGCCCCUCUGCUCCCCUCGCUCCUCUUUGACCCUGAGCUCUGGAAUGUGGUGCCUCUGGCUGGGCAGGGUGGAGGGGAUGGGGAUGGAGAUGAACCGCUCAGUACUAAACUGAAGCUGGCACCUCUGCUACUCUCAACCCACUGAGGUUUGGGCAGCGGCAAAACAGCUGGAAGCAAACAAAUCCCUUCUUGUUGGUAAGCCACGAGGUUGGAGGGAAGGUCCAGGGCCACCCCAGGGCGCCCCGGCCCCCCAGUGCCCCCCGAGCGGGGCGGGAGGCAGGAGCAGCCCCGGGCAGCGGAAUAAAGAUGCAUUGCGCUCGG
Columba livia (rock pigeon) is the source of this 2247-nucleotide messenger RNA. RefSeq lists its product as uncharacterized. NCBI's taxonomy places the organism in Eukaryota, Metazoa, Chordata, Aves, Columbiformes, Columbidae. Bases 174 to 794 code for a protein of 206 amino acids. The transcript is spliced from 3 exons. The record is from RefSeq and is a predicted model, not a curated record.